Molecule: messenger RNA, 4125 nt
Organism: Glarea lozoyensis ATCC 20868
Lineage: Eukaryota; Fungi; Ascomycota; Leotiomycetes; Helotiales; Helotiaceae
Exons: 4
Coding region: 1-4125 (1374 amino acids)
Biological process (GO): mRNA splicing, via spliceosome
Cellular component (GO): nucleus; U2 snRNP
Molecular function (GO): protein binding; U2 snRNA binding
Source: RefSeq, a predicted model, not a curated record
AUGGCACUCGACACAAGCACAUAUGAGAAUGGCCAUGGUUGGACCACACGAACCUUGGAUAUUAAUGCCGUGCUACAAAAGUACGACAAUGAGGAACGGGAGGCAAGAAUGCCCCAUAUGGAUGUCGAGGAAGUCCCCGUCCUGGGCUUGUUAACCCAGACGGUCAUACGGAGCCCUCUUGUGCACUGGAUUCUGCCAGUGCGACUCCGGAAUCAGGAUAACAACGAUGUUGCUUUCAUUGGGGAUGACUUUGUUCAAAUCAAAGAAUUACGACCAGAUAGACUGUUAUGGGAUGUCACACGUAAGGAGAACUUCGGUGCCCGUAUCCGAAAUGCUCAUGUUGUCGGUUCUAUGAAGGCUUAUGUUCGCGAGAAGACUAAGUCCUUUGAAGAUGCGGAAAAUGACGAGGACUUCGAUACCAGCACAGCCUUCAACCACCAAUUGCGCGAUGCACAUCAUUCCAGAGAUUCUUCGUUCCCACCACAAUUGAUACUACUCCAGCUGGAUACUGGCGACUCGGUCUUCCUUAUGCUGGAACGGUCCGAGACUGGUGGGCUGAAGCUUGUGUCCAGUCGCCAUCGUGCUCCGAAGUCCAUGUUGAGACUACAGCCAGGUAUCCAUUUGACCGUUGACCCAAGUUCUCGUUACGUGGCAGUUGGCUGCUCUGAAGCUCUGUUUGCUAUUUAUGCCAUACAUUCACGGGAAGAUUUAUCCAAACAGUAUAAUCAAGGAUUGCCACUUCGUCCAGUCGAGCGCGAGGCAUUUGUAACGGUUAGGGGUGUAAUUCUCAAAAUGUACUUUUUGCAUCCGUCUCCAGCGGAUGAACGGCACGUUAUUUUGCUCCUCUUAGUGGUUGUUAAAGGCAGGACACGUAUGCUGAUCUAUGAUUGGGAAACGGGGAGCGAUCUCAAAAACAUUCGUGCCCUACACAGCAGAGGCCAUUUACUCAACGAAAAUCUGAGGAUGCCUCUACUGCUAAUACCUUUGAGGGCUAAGUCGUCAUUCGCUCUAAUAUACCAGGACUCCGUCACAGUUUGCCACAGCCUCCUUGAAGGUUCGCCGACGUUUAUGGAUCUCCCUCAUAGAAUUGACCCCCCAACUGAAUAUCAUCAUGGAAAAUGCGCUCCAUUAUGGACGGCUUGGGCUAGGGCGCCACGGAACUCGGAAAAACACGAAGCAUUGCAAGAUGACAUCUAUGUUGUCAGGGAAGAUGGUGUACUCAAGUUUCUGGACUUCUCCAUGGACGACGCCACUAGUAAGAGAGUCUCGGUAGGUUAUUUGAAGUCCAACUGUGGUACUGCCUUAGCAUGCCUCGACUACAGUCUACACAAAUCCAAUUUUCGUGAAACAAGUUCCGGCGGGGACUUUUUGAUCACGGGAGGGGAUUCUGGUGCUGGUGGGACCUAUUUGAUUCAAGCUAGAAAAGAUCCGGACCCGAUAGAGCCCAUCCGAAACUGGUCGCCAGCUGGUGAUUUGGCAACAACAUACAAAGAAGUCAGCCCAGAAAUCAGAGAUGAGACGAUAUUUCCACGGCAACCAGGAAAUGGCUUUUCACAACAGCCAGAUAGGGUUUUUGCAUGCGCCGGUAAAGGUGUCAACGGAGCGAUCGUUGAAUUGCGAUACGGUCUUGAGGCCAAGCUUGCACUGUCAGUGGAAUAUCCUACUCAUAUAUUAGAAGCAUGGGCAUUUUCUCCAACUUACGAAUCUCCCGAGUCCGCUGAUGAAUCACUUUUUCUUCUCUCCUUAGGAGAUCAUUCCGCGGUGCUACGACUCUCGGCUGAUGCCAAAGACAUCAGUGAUGAUGAAAAUAAUACUAAGUUUGAACUGGGAUACCGCACCGUUGCAGCUGGUAUAUGCCAAGGUUAUAUGACACAAGUAACUGAACAGUCUAUAGUGACCAUCGAUGCCAAAAGUCAACGAAUAUACACCAAGGAUGAAGUUCUUCGAAUCAUGUGGGAUGGUGAACAUCUAGGUUAUAGUCGUAUCAUCGAUAAAGCUAUUGUUUACGAUGACUUAGUGCUGUUUGCGGCAACUCUAGAGGACGCGACUUAUCUUCAGGUCUUAGAGCCUACACAUCCCGACGCUAUGGAUACUAGUGACCACUCUGGUGAGUGGUCAACGACAAACGUUCAAACAAUCAGUAAGCAUCCGGUAGGGAUAUCUGGGAUUGGAAUAUGUUUGCUGGGCCACAAACUUCAUGCCAUUACUGCAGAGAUACUGGAAAAUGUACCUUGUUUAACGUUUGUAAGGAUUGCUGAUGGCAUGAAGCGACAGUUAUGGAUACCUUUGGACAACGAGGAUCUGAGUGGUGAUCUGGAAGCUAUUGUCAGUAUCGUUGCUGGUCCUUACAGAGAUGGUAUCCUCACCCUACUAUGUGGGUCACGCAACGGUUUAGUGAUUACGCUCUUGGUGAACGAAGUAUUUGAACUCACUGGCAUUGGGUUCGACAAACUUGGUUCGACUCAGGCGAUCAUUAAACGCGACGAGAACCCUCACCCAGCCGAUCUGUUCUUUGUGAGCUGCGACUCUAGAAUAUACGGCAUGAGUUUAGCGCACUGGUACCAGUCGCGAUCCGCCCGGCUAUCAUGUUGUCCAAAAUGGGACAUACGAGAAAUUUGGCUAACAGAUGCCUCCGUGCCAGAACUAAAACAGCCCGAAAUAAAUUCUAUAGCCAGGUUAAAACCCAGCUCUUAUGGAGGCUCCGACGGUGGAGUUCUUCUCGUCGCAGGCGACCAUAUACUGCUAGCUGCUUUCAGCACUCAAGGCAAAACUGUACCCCGUCGGCUUCCAAUAAAGGGAACUCCAACGCGGCUCCUAUACUCGCGUUCUCUAGGCGUUCUUGUCGUGGCGGCCAUCAUUGACUCCAGGUCCACGAUUCUCAUGAUCGACGCAGAUACUGGGGAGGAUCUUUGUUUACCAAUUGAUCACGCCACCAAGAAGCCCACUGCUUCCAUUAGGGGUCUUGGUAACAUGGACGAGAAGAUCUAUCACUUGAUGGAAUGGCCUUUCGUGAAGAACAACAAAGCUUGGUACUUCAUCAUCAUUACAACUAGCACUGGAAGACUUUUGAUUAUUUCUGCUGUGCCAGGUCCACCAGAAGGUGAAAUUGGCAAGAUCAGUGGGCGGAGGAAGAUCCGGUGCCACAUGAGAUACAAAUUUAAAGUUCCCGAUGCGGUAUUUUCUGUGGCAGGCUUCCCGGGGGGCCUUGUAUGGUGCGCGGGGCAUAAGAUAUUUUACGAUGUUCUCGAUACAACCGAGAAAAAGUUCAAGAGGCUUGCCCAAUAUGAGCUACAAUCGCCCGCGACCUCGCUUUCGUACGACGACGGAACGAUAUAUGCCCUUACUAAUUCCCAUUCGCUUGAGAUUCUAAAAAUAGUGACAGACGAUGACGGCGAAUCAGGUAUAAUACACACGCAUGUCGAUCAUGUUGCACGAAACACACUACACCAUGCCUUUGCAAAUGGAUGUACCGAACGACCCAUACAUUUCGUAUCCGACAAGGAGUGCUCCAUGGUAGGGCUUUGGGAAACUCAAGACACCAAAGCUGACUCAUUAGAAACUAUAUUUGAAGCACAAAUGCCACAUUCCAUUCUACGCUUUCGAUAUGGCAAAACACGCCCAGCAUGGGACCCUCUGUCAAGUAACAACUCAUAUCACUCUAAGCUGCUCAGACAAUCAGUCGGUGGUGUGAAAGAGAGGGUUUUGAAAUCCACAAAUUCGCCAGAAAUGCUCGGAUUAUCACUCGACGGAUCUGUCAGCCACUUUUCCAUGCUAGAUGUUGUCUCGUGGCGGUUCCUACGCUUCCUCCUUAACUUGGCUCUGCGCUCUUCGCGUGUUUGUGAGUUCAAUUAUAAGGAUGAGAUCAAAUCAUUAGAGCCUGCCAUGGCCCCGAAAAUAAUGAUGCAUGUCGACGGUGAUGUUCUAAAGCGAUGUCUUGACGAGCAGCAUCUUGAACACCUGCUCCGUAUCGGCCACGAGACCGAAGAUGCUUCCAAAAUAUUCUCAAAGUUCUACGAACUAUUACAAGAGCUCCAUGGAGGCUCCUUAGAGGCGGGUAAAGAUCCAGACGAGUACGUUUGUCAAGCAUACGAGGAUCUAGCUUUUUUUCUAAGACCGGUUCUGUAG